AUGUCUUCUUUAAAUUUGACUUUCUCGACUUCUCUACCAGCUUCCUAUACGAUUAGAGCAGAGGACAUUGUCGAAGUCCUCUGCCAUCGCAAAGUCACAGAAACCGAAGAGUAUCUCGUGCGAUGGAAGACCAAGCCCCCUACCCCUACGCCACCUUACGCGCCUGCAUCCUGGCACGCGCUCUCCGACCUGUACCGAUGUCUGCGUCACGUGCAAGCAUACAUUGAGAAUGCGCAGAGCAAGUAUGACCUGACUGCUCUCAACACUUCACUUACUUCGACAUCUAGCAGAAAAAGGAAGUCACCCGACGCGGAUCCGGUACCGACACGUGACCUCGCGACAAAUGGUCUCCUCACCCCAUGGACUGAAAGAUCACUCUCACCAGCUAACGUCAGUGAUAUCAAGACUGAGGCCAUCAAUGCGGCAGAUCUUGGACCACGUGUGUACAAUGCCAUUUUACAACGCAAAGAAGGUUACCUCUUCGCCAAGAAGCCAGCCGACUGGAAGGAGAGAGAUGAUAUCGCCAAGGUCAAUUGCCGCACAUUACCUACGGAGGCUAUGAUCGAAGUUGCCAAGAAGACUCCAGUGUCACAAGCGGAGUCGGCAAUACGACACAAGUUCUUGCACCUCCUCAGGCCAGUGAAGGGUGUUCAGCUCAGGAAUGAUGUGGACUCCGCUACUCCAUCACUCAACUUUACCUUCAUUGACAAGUAUGUGCUACGCAAUGGCAUAUAUGAGCACCCUCCAGAAUCGUAUGAGGGCUGUGUCACGAGAUGCAAGCCUGACAUGGGUCAAGGCGUUGGCUGCGAAUACACCGCGUGGUGCGAGUGCUUAGAGUACGCUGCCGUUGACGAGGAGCGGUUGUCGAGGAAGGAUCCCGAACUCUACGAGAAGUACCAACUCGACAAGCUCCAGGACACAUCUGGUCUGCCCAAGCGGUUUCCCUACAGGAAAUCCAAUCGAAACGACACGAAACGUCCGCAGACGCUGCAGCCAUUUUACUUGAAGUCACGGAACGCCAUCUACGAGUGCAACGACAACUGCAGGUGUGGCCCUGUCUGCAAGAGUCGCGUCGUGCAGAAAGGCCGUAGGGUUCCACUCACCAUCUUCAAGACUCGCAACCGCGGCUGGGGAGUUUGCUGUAACGAAGACUUGGUAGAGGGCGAAUUCAUUGAUACUUACCUCGGAGAAGUCAUCACAGACGAAGAAGCGAACAAGAGGGAAGGUACAUUCGGCAAGGAAAAGAACUCAUACUUCUACCAGCUCGACAAGUUCGUUGGCGACCCUUUACCUGGGGUCGGCGAACUCACGUCUGAGAUGUGCUACAUCGUGGACGGCCAGUACAUGGGGAAUGCUACACGGUUCAUCAACCACAGCUGUGAGCCUAAUUGCCAUCAAUACACUGUGUCGUACAACAAACACGACAUCCGGCUCUACAACCUGGCUUUCUUUGCCAGCGAGGACAUCACAGCAGGAACGGAGCUGACUUUCGACUAUCAAGACGAAGACGAAGUGGAGGACGAAGUGGCCAUUCAACGCCGGGAGGCGGCCGAACAGAACCCGGCGAACCAGGGCAGGAUUAGGUGCAACUGUGGUGCACCAAAGUGUCGGGGUUUCCUUUGGUGA
Messenger RNA from Fulvia fulva, 1626 nucleotides. RefSeq names its product Histone-lysine N-methyltransferase, H3 lysine-9 specific dim-5. Bases 1 to 1626 code for a protein of 541 amino acids. Gene Ontology annotation, molecular function: histone methyltransferase activity; protein binding; zinc ion binding. Gene Ontology annotation, cellular component: nucleus. Lineage: Eukaryota; Fungi; Ascomycota; Dothideomycetes; Mycosphaerellales; Mycosphaerellaceae. The transcript has 2 exons. The record is from RefSeq and is a predicted model, not a curated record.